CUCGAUUUGGCGGGAAAAUAUAGCAGGCAAGUUCAGACCGGAUCAUGUGACGUCAACAUUUACAAAAUGGCGGCUGCGAAGGAUGCUGUUGUUAUUAUUUUGGAUGUGGGCCCUUCGAUGUGUCAGGCCCCCCCUGGCCAUUCCACCUCACUUGAGAUAUCAGUCAAGGCUGUCAACAUGAUUAUACAAAGAAAGAUGUUUGCAAAUACAAAAGAUGAAUUUGCUUUAGUUCUGUUUGGUACUGAAGGAACAUCAAACCAAUUGAAUGAAAAUGAUGGGGAAUAUGAGAAUAUCACUGUGGCUCGCAGACUUGGUUUGCCUGAUUUAGAACUGCUUCGUUUUAUCCAUGACCAGAUAGCCCCUGGUAAUGUUGAAACAGACUUCAUUGAUGCCAUCGUGGUUGGUGUGGAUUUGUUGCGAGAACAGACAGUAGGAAAGAAGUGUGAAAAAAAGAUAUAUUUAUUCAGUGACCUUGGAUCACCAUUUGGAAACGAUCAGCUGGAGACCAUCACAGAAGGCCUCAAAAGCUUGCAAGUCCACUUGACAUUAAUAGGACCUGAUCUUUAUGAUGAUGAGGAUGAGAUAACUUGUGCCACAGAUGGAAGUGGACCUUCAACUUCAGUUCCAGAUCACAGAAAAGAAAGAACACCACAGCAGGUGGCAGGGGAAAACUGUAUGAGACAAAUGUUGGAAGCUUUAGAUGGCGAGACAUAUUCCUUUAGUCAUGUUCUACCGAUGCUGAGCUUUUUCCAGACAAGAUCAAUCAAACAAACCACUGUGUUUAGAGGACCUCUGGAGAUUGGCUCUCAGCUGAAAAUAAAUGUUUAUGGGUACAAUAGGGUAAGGGAGGAGAAGUUACCACCCUGGAAGAAGUUGUCAGCUGUUUCUCAAAUGUCUCCUAACCCUGACACAAUGGAAGUACAGAUGCAACGGUCAUAUCACUUGAUUGAUGAAGAUGAUACUGAAGUUGACAAAGAAAAUGUAGCCCAAGGGUACAGGUAUGGAAAGACGUUGGUUCCCUUGACCAAGAUUGACAAAGACAGCAUGAAACUUCCCACAGAAAGAUGUUUAUCCUUACUCUGUUUCACUUCCAAUGAAAAUGUCCGGAGAUAUCAGUAUGUUGGAGACAAUGUAAUAGCCUUUGUUCCACAGCCAGGUGAUCAGAUGGGCAGGCCACAGAGGCACUUAAAUGUAGCAGAACUUUUAACCCUGCUCGACAAAGAGUUUUCCAGUGCAUUCAACAUCGUGCUCUUAACCCAGAUGAUCCAUCAUUACCAGAUUUAGAUCCUGUGAUUGCAAGUUAUUUGGAGCCAAGCACAGAGUUCAAAGCAAGAUGUGCUCCUGAGUGUAUGAAAAUUAAGGAUAUGUUCCGCCUUGAAAAAAUUGAAAAAAAGAAAGAGUACACAGCUGAACACAUAUUCAAACCAAUUGUAGACAAGCCAAAUGGAGAACCAUCAACCAGCAGAACAAAUGCUUUUGAUGAAACUGACUUCAGUAUGGCAAGUUUGGCAAGAGGGUCGAUCACUAAGGUUGGAACAGUUGAUCCAGUUGGAGACUUCCGUACUCUCAUCACCAGACGGGAUGAAGACAGGUUUGAUGAAGCUGCCAAACAAAUGAGAGAGUGUAUUGUGCAGCUGGUGUUAGAUGCAUUUGGAGAUCAGUUUUAUUCAAAGGCCCUUCAGUGUGUAAAUGUACUGAGAGAGGAAGCUAUCAAGGCUGGGGAAUCUUUGAUGUUUAACACAUUUCUGCAAGAGUUGAAAGAGAAGAUCGUCAAUAAAUUAGGCCAUAGAUUUUGGCUUCUGAUAGUGAAAAAGGAAGUAACCUUAAUUAGUCAAACUGAAUCUCCAGAUAGUAAUGUCACAGACAAUCAAGCUAAAGAGUUUUUAGAAGGUCAUGAUGGUGCUGUUGAAAAGGAAGAACGUCCAGCCAAUGAUUAUACAGACGAUGCUGAGGAUCUUCUUGAGCUGAUGGAAUGAGAUUGAUUCAGAAGAAGAUUGUGCUGCUUGGAGUGGUGAGUUUCCUGGGAAUGGAUCAAUAAUUCAAAACUCAAAUUUUUGUUAAAACACUGUUCAGGACUUGACUGUUUGGAUGAAUUUAU
Pocillopora damicornis (cauliflower coral) is the source of this 2098-nucleotide messenger RNA. Its product is annotated as DNA repair protein Ku80. Gene Ontology annotation, cellular component: Ku70:Ku80 complex; nucleus. Gene Ontology annotation, biological process: double-strand break repair via nonhomologous end joining; DNA recombination; telomere maintenance. The record is from RefSeq and is a predicted model, not a curated record. Gene Ontology annotation, molecular function: double-stranded DNA binding; DNA helicase activity; damaged DNA binding. Lineage: Eukaryota; Metazoa; Cnidaria; Anthozoa; Scleractinia; Pocilloporidae.